AUGCCGGCAAAGAAUAUGUUUGGGAUUGUAGGACUUGAAUACCAACUUCCUUCUCUCUACAUCGACCAGGAGGAGGUUGCUAAUAACAUUGACUUCGAAGUUGACAAAAUCAAAAUAGGGCUAGGAUUGGAACAGAUGGGGGUUCCAUCUAGAAGGGAAGAUUCCAUUUCUCUUGCUCUGAAUGCAGUGAGUAAACUCAUGAAAAAGUAUAAACUGAGUCCCCAAAGCGUUGGGAGACUUGAAGUCGGAACCGAAAGCAAUCCGGAUGGAUCCAAGUCCAUCAAGUCGUACCUUACAGACCUAUUCCCGGGAAACACAUCGAUAUGCGGUUGUGAUAGUGUACAUGCCUGCUACAGUGCAACAAAUGCACUAUUAAAUGCAGUUUCAUGGAUGGAAUCAUCCUUAUGGGAUGGAAGGCUUGCAAUAGUUGUUGCUACCGAUGUAGCCAUGUAUAAAGAUAAACGUUGCCAGCCUACAGGAGGGGCAGGGGCAGUUGCAAUCCUGGUGGGGCCAAAUAGCAUCUACAGAAUCGUUCCAUCAAGCAUCAUUCACUACUUUACAAACCAAUUUGACUUUAUGAAGCCUAGGAAGACGCAUCCAUUUCCAGUUGUUAAGGGAAAGGAAUCAAUAGAGAACUAUAGGACUGCAUUUGAGGUGUGCUAUGGGAAGUUUAGGGAGAAGAUGGGGGAUGAAACCUUUGAUUAUAUUGUACUCCACUCUCCAUACACAAGACUCCCUGAAAAGAUGUGUGUUGCAAACCACAUAGAUAGAAAGAAGUUUCUAAAAUCCUUGGAAGCAUCCAGAAAGAACGGAAACGCAUAUUCGGCUUCUUUGUAUCUUUCGUUAAUCUCUUUGCUUGACGGACACGAUGGAAAGAUUGGGGAGAAGAUUUUAAUGUUCUCCUAUGGAUCUGGAACAUGCAGCUCGAUGUUUUGCUUGGAAAGAAUCUCCCAGGGAUGUAUUGUCACGGGAUUUGAAAAAAGAUUAUUAGAAAGAAGAAAAAUAUUGUACCCGGAGUUUGUGAAACUUGUUGAGGAGCCGGUGCCACAAGACAACUAUGAGCCCCGGGAAGGAGUAUCAUUGCCCGGAUACUAUUUGAAGAGAAUUUCCUCGUUUGAGAGACAUUAUGAAUGUUUGAUGGAAUAA
Encephalitozoon intestinalis ATCC 50506 is the source of this 1146-nucleotide messenger RNA. Its product is annotated as 3-hydroxy-3-methylglutaryl-CoA synthase 2. Gene Ontology annotation, molecular function: hydroxymethylglutaryl-CoA synthase activity. The record is from RefSeq and is a predicted model, not a curated record. Bases 1 to 1146 code for a protein of 381 amino acids. Lineage: Eukaryota; Fungi; Microsporidia; Unikaryonidae. Gene Ontology annotation, biological process: acetyl-CoA metabolic process. The transcript has a single exon.